This is a messenger RNA of Pelobates cultripes (western spadefoot toad), 501 nucleotides long. Lineage: Eukaryota; Metazoa; Chordata; Amphibia; Anura; Pelobatidae. The record is from the annotation of a GenBank genome assembly.
AUGACCAACACAUAUCGGACAAGGGAUGAACCAACCCGACAAGAUUGCCCAAACGCCCAAUACCCAAGUGCACUACACCACGAUACCAGAACCCACCCAACCACAACCCGGAACAGCACCCGCUCGACCAAUACACCCCCGACGCUAAUAGGAUCCCCAAACAGACACAGAAGGACACCAAACACAGAAGGGACACCCCAACAAGACUACACCCCGACGCAUGGCACACACACAACCACCGCCUACACACAUCAAAGAACAGCUACUAGCGCAAAAGGGAUACCCACAACAAACGCACACACAGGACAAAAACUACCUGACGGACCCUCGACCCCCAAACGCCCCACUACUCGACAACCACUCCCUACCCCCCACCCCAACGGAUCAGUGGAGACGCUCUCAGGAAGCAGGGCUAGACAAGGUCACAGCAGGAGCACUAAAGUUUCUGCCUCUUCGCAGUUUAUCUGCUUCCCAACACAAAUAUACCAAUUAAUAAAAUGA